UUGUUGCGUUGUGUUGUGAUGUUAUGAUAUUAUAAAUAAUUAAGUUUAAUGUAUACAAUUUCGUGAUAAAAAAAUCAUGAUUAAUAUGUGUAGAACUUGCCUCGAAACUCCAGCUGAUAAGCUUAUUACGGAGCUAGAAAAGGGCUUAAGAAGGAGCAAUAAAAACUGCUUCGAGAUUAUGGCGUUUUGCUUAGAUAUCAAGGUUACCCAAGACUCUAAAAUAACAACGAAUUUAUGCAGCAAGUGUUACAGAAAAAUCAUAACAUUUUAUAAGUUUAAAGCCCUGUCUUUGAAAAAUGAUUCAUAUCUAAAGUCUCUGCAUCCAGUUGUACAGUUAAACGAUCAGAAACUAUCUGUGUAUGUAGAUGAAAACGGUAUUAAACACGAGAAUUUCUUAGAUUCAGAAGAAUUUGGUCCCAGUUUAGUAGAAGAUUGUAAUGAGAGACUUAAAAUAGAAAUAGAUGUUAAGAAAGAUAACUUACUAGAAGAUCUAGACAUAGAUGUUAAAAAUGAGGAUACUUUAGAAGGUGAUGAGCCAGAUAAUAAAGAUACUUUAGAAGGUGAUGAGCCAGAUAAUAUAGAUACUUUAGAAGGUGAUGAGCCAGAUAAUAAAGAUACUUUAGAAGGUGAUGAGCCCGAUAAUGAGUUAAAUGACUUGAAUGUUGAGCCUUUAUGUGUUGUUCAAAAAGAAAAACCUGAUAAUGUUAAGAAUACCAAAGGAAAAGUACGAAAAAAACGUACACGUCCAAGAAGAGUAAAAUCACAAAUAAAGGAAAAUCCCAAUCAAGAGCUGCAAGUGUGUGAGGAGUGCGGCAAAUCUGUGCGUAACCUUAAAGACCACUCACUCCAGCAUCUGCCGAAGGAGGAGCGCCCGAGGGUGCAGUGCAAGGCGUGUCCCAAGACCUUUGCCACCUAUAGCGGCCGAUACAACCAUUACAAGUAUACACAUUUAGGGCUAAAGCCCAAAUGUGAUAUUUGUAAUAAAGUGGUGAGAUGUCUGAACGUGCACAAGAUGCAAGUGCACAACCCAAGCGCACUACCGUACAGCUGUGUCUCGUGUGAGCGUCGCUUCGUGACGCAGUCCGCGCUCGACGUACACAUGGUCGCUCACACUAAGGACCCGAAGUUUCAGUGUGAUAUAUGCCAGAAGAAGUUCCGCUUGAAACACCUUGUUUUAACACAUAUACGGAAGAUCCAUGAAAAUGAAAAGAAUUAUCAAUGUGAUGUGUGUGCUAAGACUUUUUUCGAGAAAGUAUUACUUCAGAGACAUGCAAAGACGCACUCUAAGAAGCGGUUGUACAAAUGCAAUGAGUGUGGCCUAGCCCUCAAGACGAAGGAUACACUGAAGAGUCACCUCUUGAUCCAUCGCAGUAACAAGGAGUAUCCGUGUGAACUGUGCAGCAAGCGCUUCCAAAAACUAGACUACUUGCGGUGCCACAUGGUGACCCACACGAAGGAGAAGCGUUUCGAGUGCCGGUUCUGCGGCGUGCGCUUCGGUCGCUCGCACCACCGCAGUCGCCACGAGUCCACCGCGCACCAGAAACAGCUAAAAGCCGAAUAAACGAUUAUUACACUUU
Molecule: messenger RNA, 1577 nt
Organism: Cydia strobilella
Lineage: Eukaryota; Metazoa; Arthropoda; Insecta; Lepidoptera; Tortricidae
Product: zinc finger protein 287-like
Exons: 7
Coding region: 77-1561 (494 amino acids)
Cellular component (GO): nucleus
Molecular function (GO): zinc ion binding
Source: RefSeq, a predicted model, not a curated record